AUGGAACCAAACAGUGAGCCGGCAGCAAUCCGUCGCUCAGGGCGUGCCCGCAGGCCAAACACGAGAUAUGCGGAACUCAGCUCUAACGACGAACUCAACUCGUCCGUCAGUGUCAAGGCCAACCAGAAGAGGGCGUCGCUCGGAUCGAAUCACUCGGCAAAGCAGGAGGAAACACCCAAUUCCGAGGAGAAAUCAAAACAUAAGGCGUCGCCUGAGCUAGGGGAGCAACAGACAGCUAUUCAACCCCGACGAAACGCCAAGCGCAAGGCAGCGCCCGAAAUCUUUGACGUACCCGUGAACGUCUUGGAGGCUUCGUUAGGACCGUGGCAAGAAAAUGAGUUGACAGAGUGGCCAAGUUGGACGGACGUGGAAUCUGACCCAGUCUUCUUCAAUCGCAUUCUCAGAUUGCUCGGCAUACGGGAGGCAAAAAUAAGAGAGGUGUUGUCUGUUGACGAGGAAUCGCUCCUCCUUCUCCCGGAGCCGCUAUAUGGUCUAGUGUUCCUAUUUCAGGUCAUGAACGAGGAGGAGGAGGAUCUGGAGCCCGAUGAGGAGUUUGGAUUAUGGUUCGCUAACCAGGCAAGUCAUUAA
Sordaria macrospora k-hell is the source of this 588-nucleotide messenger RNA. NCBI's taxonomy places the organism in Eukaryota, Fungi, Ascomycota, Sordariomycetes, Sordariales, Sordariaceae. The record is from RefSeq and is a predicted model, not a curated record.